Messenger RNA from Ostreobium quekettii, 1086 nucleotides. The record is from the annotation of a GenBank genome assembly. Lineage: Eukaryota; Viridiplantae; Chlorophyta; Ulvophyceae; Bryopsidales; Ostreobiaceae.
AUGGCGCCUCCGGCCGCGAUCUUCCUAGCGAUGGCUCUCCUCUGCACCACAGCCUCCGGCCUGUCGACAGACCCCGAGGACUACCGUCCGCAGGACGGGGCGUCGGCCUUCAUCGAGCGCCUCAGGCAGGGCACCGCCCUCGCUGACUACCUCAGGCCCGGCAACCUGUCCUGCAACGCCACCUGCAACAACCAGACCUUCUCGGGCGAGGAGUGUCAGGGGGCGUUCAAGGUGAGGUGCCACGGGUCGCUCGGCAAGCCCGGCCGCAACGCCACGUUCGUCGCCCGCAUCCGCUGCGACGGCCAGUGGAAAGAGGCGGGCGGAAACGGCAGCGCCGCGUCCAAUCCCACGGGCAAGGAGGUCGUGUGCAACGGCGCCUUCCACGAAAGGGUGCUGGCCUUCAGCGAAGUCCGCAACGGGAGUCGCUUCAGCGCGAUGGCCUACGGCUGUGCCUUCAUGUACAGCUACGAGGCCACGGGGCUGGGGAACGCCAGGGUGCGGUCGCACACGUGCCAGGGGGCUGAGACCGUGAGGUCUAUGUCCAGCGUCCCAAGCAGAGGCAGAAGAAGCGUCACCCUGAAGGACAUGGAGGCCAUCCUGCAGGACGUUGCGUCCGACGACGACUCGACGACGCUCGCCGACGACUCGACGACGCCCGACGACGCCCCCGUCGCUGACCGCAGGUCCCCGCGCGGUGACCGCAACGUCUCCGUCACGUGCAACUCCCAGGAGGCGUCCCUCCGGGAGCCCUGCCACGGCACCCUGCAGGUUACUUUGGAGGGCCGCAACGUGACGGUCGCGCAGAUGUGCAAAGGGUGGUGGAUCCCCGCCCCCCGGGAGCGCCGCGGCUUCACCUGCAGCGGCGACUGGACGGUGGGGAUGAGCAAGAGCGGCGGGCGCGGCAGCGGCUUGGAGAUAGACGGCAGCUGCACUGGGCACGUGGCCAUCGCGAGGCGCAUGAUCUCCGCCCGCGGCCACACCUUCCGGGGGUCGCGGGAGGUGUGCAUCGGCCGCGCGGACGCCUCAGUGCAGCUGCCCGAGCCCCGUCUUGAGCCGCCGGUCGACAGGGCCUCUGCCGCCGCGUAG